AUGUCUCAGUCCGUCCUCAUCCUCGGCUCCGGCUUCGUCGCCACUCCCGCCGUUGAGGUCCUCUCCAAGGCCGGCAUCCACGUCACUGUCGCCUGCCGCACGUUGGCCACGGCCCAGGCCCUCGCCGGCAGCUACGCCCACACAAAGGCCGUGAGCCUCGACGUCAACGACACCGCCGCCCUCGAGGCCGCCGUCGCCGCCCACGACCUGACCGUCUCCCUCAUCCCCUACACCUUCCACGCCGUCGUCAUCAAGGCCGCCAUCAAGGCCAAGAAGCACGUCGUCACCACCUCGUACGUCUCGCCUGCCAUGAUGGAGCUCGACGCCGAGGCCAAGGCCGCCGGCAUCACCGUCAUGAACGAGAUCGGCCUCGACCCGGGUAUCGACCAUCUCUACGCCGUCGACCUCAUCGAGCGCGUCCACAAGGCUGGCGGCAAGAUUCUCUCCUUCAAGAGCUUCUGCGGCGGCUUGACCGCCCCCGAGAACUCGGACAACCCGCUCGGCUACAAGUUUAGCUGGAGCUCCCGUGGUGUCCUGCUCGCCCUCAAGAAUAACGCCAAGUAUGUCGAGGACGGCAAGAUUGUCGAGGUCUCGGGCCUCGACCUCAUGGACACUGCCAAGACCUACCAUACCGGCUUCACCGGCUUCAACUUUGUCGCCUACGGUAACCGUGAUAGCUCCGGCUACCUUGAGCGCUACCACAUCCCCGAGGCCCAGACCUGCGUCCGGGGUACUCUUCGCUACGCCGGCUUCCCCCCGUUCAUCAAGACCCUCGUCGACAUUGGCUUCCUCGACGAUCAACCCAAGGACUUCCUCAAAGAGGCCAUCCCCUGGAACGAGGCUCUCGCCAAGGUGUCUGGUGCCAAGUCCGCCAGCGAGGAUGACCUGGUCGCCGCCAUUUCCGCCAAGGCUACUACCUUCAAGACCGCCGAGGUCAAGAGCCAACUCAUCAAGGACCUCAAGUGGCUCGGAAUCUUCUCCACCACAAAGAUCACUCCCCGCGGCAACCCUCUUGACACCCUUUGCGCUACUCUCGAGGACAAGAUGACCUUCCAGGAGGGUGAGCGUGACAUGGUUUUCCUGCAACACAUGUUCGAGGUCGAGAACAAGGAUGGCAGCAAGAACACCAUCUCUUCCACCCUUUGCGAGUACGGCGCUCCCAUCGGCUCCGGUGGACCCUCCGCCAUGGCCAAGCUCGUCGGUAUUCCGGGAGCUGUCGCUGUCCAGCAGGUUCUGAACGGCACCAUCUCCGAGCGCGGCAUCCUUGCUCCUAUGAACACUAAGCUGAACACUCCCAUCAUGAAGGAGCUCGACGAGAAAUACGGCAUCAAAUGCACUGAGAAGAUUCUCAACUAA
Cordyceps fumosorosea ARSEF 2679 is the source of this 1356-nucleotide messenger RNA. RefSeq names its product saccharopine dehydrogenase. Gene Ontology annotation, molecular function: saccharopine dehydrogenase activity. Lineage: Eukaryota; Fungi; Ascomycota; Sordariomycetes; Hypocreales; Cordycipitaceae. The transcript has 6 exons. The record is from RefSeq and is a predicted model, not a curated record. Gene Ontology annotation, cellular component: cytoplasm. Bases 1 to 1356 code for a protein of 451 amino acids.